AAGUGGCGCUUCAACGUCUUUCAAGACAGAAGUUUCAAAAGCGAUUUCCUGCAGUAACAUCAACAUGUCUGGAGACAGUGAUCUAGAGAUUGAAGAGGCUUUCCGGAGAGCACAGAAAGCUCAUAAUAACAAGGCCAAACUUGUUGCCAGUUUGAAGAACAGAUAUAAUAAGUUGGAAGAUAAGACUGAAUUCCACGAAGAGUUCAUCCGCUGCCUGAAGUAUGCCAUGAUCAUUUACACCCGAGAGCCGGCGGUGGAGAACGUCAUUGAGUUUGUCACAAGGUUUGCUGCUAGUUUUGAAACUCCUGUUAAUGAGAAUGCUGAAGAGGAGGAGGAGGACGAGAAUGAGUUUUUGAACGUCCUGCUCAACUUCCUGUUAGAGUCUCAUGGUGCAAACAGCCACGCGGUGAGGUUUCGUUCUUGUCAGCUGGUGAAUAAGCUCCUGGGCAGUCUGGGUGAGAAUGCUCAGAUUGAUGAUGAUCUGUGGGAUAGGAUCCACGAGGCCAUGCUGAUCCGAGUCACAGACAAAUACCCUAAUGUUAGGAUUCAGGCAGCACUGGCCAUGUCCAGACUCCAGGACCCCAGUAACGUGGACUGCCCCACUAUUAAAGCUUAUAUGCUGCUUUUGGAAAAUGACUCAAACCCUGAAGUUAGACGAGCUGUGCUGUCUUGCAUCGCUCCCUCGGCCACUACACUUUCUAAAAUCUACAAGCGCACCCGGGACGUCAAAGAGAAAGUCAGGAAACUUGCUUAUCAGGUACUGGCAGAGAAAGUGCAUAUUCGAGCACUGAGCAUUGCUCAGAGAGUCAGUCUAUUGCAUGAAGGUCUCAGUGAUUCUGCAGACUCAGUGAAGGAGGUCGUCAAGACCCAUUUGCUGCCUGCUUGGCUUCGCAUGCAGCAGGGAGAUGUUUUGCAGUUGCUUCACAGAUUGGAUGUAGAGAAUUGUGCAGAAACUGCAAUGACUACUUUACAAGCCAUCUUCUCCAUGGCAUCAAGCCCCGAUGACCUCCUGCAGAACGGGGUCAGGCUGAAUGAGAGGAAACUAAUCCCCGUGGACUCCCUAACAUGUGAAAAUGUGUUGUACUGGAGAGCGUUGUGUGAGUUUGUCAAGAAUAAAGGAAACGAAGGUGAGGAAUUACUGGAGCAGUUACUCCCAGAGACGGCCAUCUUUGCUGAGUACCUGUACAGUUAUCUAAAAAGCAUCACUCAGCUGUCUGAGGAACAGAGAGCAGAUAUGACACAGCUUGAGAUGGUGAUGACCCAAGAGUUCAUUGGACAGCAGCUGAUUCUUCUAGUCGGGUGUCUGGACACUUCUGAAGAAGGCGGCAGGAAGCGCAUGGUUGCAGUGCUGCAGGAAGUUCUUCUGAUGUCCAACACGCCCAGCGCUCUGAUUGGUCUGCUAGUGGAGAAACUGAUUGGAAUUCUACGAGACGAUGCACAGAAAAUUCAGAUGAUCGCUGAAAUAAUAUCUGACGUGAGAGAGCCCAUUUUGCCCAUCUCUGAACCUGUGGAUGAGAAUGAGAAACGCAGAAAACAAGUCAAACUGGCUGAGGUUCGAGUGCAGAUAAUGGAGGCGAAGCAGACUCUAGAAGAAUGCAUCAGCUGUCAGGACUUCAGUCGCGCAGCUGAGCUGAAAGAAUCCAUCUCUGAGCUCGAGGAGCUGAAGAACCAGCUCGUCCUGGAGGCGUCACAGUCUGCUGACAACAUCAAGGAGCAGCGUGUGGAAAAGUUUCCACAAAAAUAUGAAGCAGCACAACUGAUAAUGAGUGAUCCAACCACCUUGCUGAAAUGUCUGACAAUGUGUGCCGAGCUGUUCAAGCAAAUGAGCAUCAAGAGAGGAAUCUGCCCUACAAUGAAUGCUCUGAUUGAGUCACUGAUACUGCCAGGUGUGUCCAACCCUAACCCUGCUGUUCGCAACAUGGCUGUCAUCUGUUUGGGAACCGCUGCCCUCCACAGUAAAGACCUUGCCAACACACACCUUGUGCUGCUCUUGCAGAUCACACAGCUAGACGAGCCUAAAAUCAGGAUCAGUGCUCUCCGAGCUCUCAUCGACCAGCUCCUGCUCAAUGGCCUCAACAUCCUGCAAGACAAGCCUGCUCCUGUCUCCCAAGACGACAGUACCGAGCAGCCUGAACAUCAAGCUGAGGAGGAGAGUACCAUUCAGAGCAUCCUGAAGAUGCUCUCAGACUUCCUUGAUAGUGAGAUCUGUGAGCUCCGCACAGAGACUGCAGAAGGUCUGGCAAGGUUGAUGUACUGUGGGAGAAUCCUGAGUCCAAAGCUGUUGUCCCGUCUGGUGCUGCUGUGGUACAACCCUGUGACCGAGGAUGACCAAAGACUGCGCCACUGCCUGGGGGUGUUCUUACAGCUGUAUGCCCGCGCCAGCAGAACAAAUCAAGAGUGUGUGGAGGAGAGUUUUCUUCCAACCAUGAGAACUCUGUUCAAUGCUCCUGUGACAUCUCCGUUGUCUGAGGUAGACACCUCCAACGUGGCUGAACUGUUUGUUGAACUAACUCGACCCAGCACUCUUGUGAAGCCUGCAGCGGUACAGGCUGUGUCUGUGCAUGACUCUCUGGCAGUACGUGUCUGUAAUGAAAUCUUGCGAGACAUUUCUGCUCCCGAGGUGCGUCUCUUCUGUAAAACUCUCAGCUGGCUGGAGAUUAACACUGAACCUGGACCAGCUAACUGUGAAUUGCAACUCCUGUUAAAAGACAUUUUACAGGAAGUAAAAGAUAAGCACUGUAUAAGGAUUAUUGAGAAGCUUUGUAACCAGCUAAAUGGAGAUCGUUGUUCCAAAUCAGCUGGUAACCAGGACACAACUUUGCAGAACUUGGAUGACAACAAUGGAGAGGUGAACAAAGAUGAAACUAAAGCUAAACGUGCAAAAAGAGGCCAGAAAAAAGCUUCCACUGCAAAGAAUGGCAAGAAAGCCAGUAAAGCAGAGUUGUCCUCUGAGGAAAGUGAUGAAGAGAAUGUUCCUGAAGAGCCUUCAUCAGUAAGACCAACUCGCCGUGCAAAGAUGGCUGCAAUAGAUAAAACAAAGCAGGAUCUGACUGCACUAAUGAACCAGGAGGCCAACGGUUCUUAAGAAGGUCCACUUUCGGAGCUAGUAUGCAUGGCCUGAGAAGCUCGGCUGAUGGUGAGGUCCAGAGGCCCGUCAGGAUCUGGUUGAUGAGGGAGAAGCUCAGAGCUGUCGCUCAGGCCAUUCAGGCCUUCGUGAGCCUGGCUUUUACAUGCAUACUCUAAGGC
Carassius auratus (goldfish) is the source of this 3246-nucleotide messenger RNA. RefSeq names its product condensin complex subunit 3-like. Gene Ontology annotation, biological process: mitotic chromosome condensation. The transcript has 24 exons. Gene Ontology annotation, cellular component: condensed chromosome; condensin complex; cytoplasm. Bases 65 to 3085 code for a protein of 1006 amino acids. The record is from RefSeq and is a predicted model, not a curated record. NCBI's taxonomy places the organism in Eukaryota, Metazoa, Chordata, Actinopteri, Cypriniformes, Cyprinidae.